GUUUCAUUUGACCUGGACAACAUUCAGAUCAAAUACAUUGAUGAGGAUAAUGAUGAGGUCUCUGUGAAUAGCAAAGAGGAAUAUGAAGAAGCUCUGAAGACUGCAGUUAAACAAGGAAAUCAACUUCAGAUGAAUGUGUAUGAAGAUAACUCUUCGCCAAAAGAAACUUCGUAUUCUUUGCAACUACAUGAAAAAACUGUGACAAAGAAGUUGGCACAUCAUAAAGAUGAGAAGAAACCUCUUUCAUGCCAUUCAAUGCUACCUCAGGGGUUACAGGAAGACUCAAAAAAUGAAAAGGAGCUGCCAGUUCAGCAAAAGUUAAGUCAUGCUAGAACAGGAAGAAAAAAUGAAAAUCCUCCAGAAUGGUUUACUAGCUACUUGGAAACAUUCAGGGAACAAGUAGUUAAGGAAACUGUUGAGAAACUGGAACAGAAGCUAUGUGAGAAGCUUGUUCAUCACAAUCAGCCUCCAGAUUUUUCUGAGAGCUCUAUUACAGCAGCAGCUCCAACUUCAGAGAGCCAAACAGCUAAUGGUGACCAGUGUGACUGGCUGAUCUCGUGCUGCAACUGCCAGGCCCGAAUUGUUGGAGUUCGCUACCAGUGCAGCCUUUGUCCAGCCUACAAUAUCUGCGAGCAGUGUGAAGCAGGAACAUAUGCACAUGAUCCUAAUCACGUUCUGUUAAAGCUGCGAAGACCUGUGCCAUGUAUUUCUGAGAACUACAGCCUUGCAGAGUUCUCGCCUCGCCUGCCCGCUACUCUGGAGCAAGUUAGGCUCCAGAAACAGAUGGACAAAAGAUUUCUGAAGGCAGAAAAGCAGAGAUUACGAGCAGAGAAGAAACAGCGAAAGGCAGAGGUCCGAGAGCUCAAAAAGCAGCUAAAAUUGCACAGGAAAAUUCAUCUGUGGAACUCUGUGCAUGUAUUGGAAACUAGUGGCUCACCGACUCAGAAAUCUGAGAGUCUCCAGCCUAAUGCCUUCCCGAGUCCUAGUCAAGCCUUCCCAGCAAUUGUCCCGACACUAAGUGCAGUAUUUGUGGAUGAGAAUUUGCCAGACGGGACUCACUUGCAACCAGGAACAAAGUUUAUCAAACACUGGCGAAUGAAAAAUACUGGCAACGUGGAAUGGAGCUCAGACACGAAGCUGAAACUUAUGUGGGGAAAUCUGACCUUGGCAUCGUCUGAAAAAAAGGAUGUGUUAGUGCCCUCCCUUCCAUCAGGACAAGUAGGAACUGUCUCAGUUGAGUUUGUAGCUCCUAAUAUAGAAGGAACUUACACCUCUCACUGGAGACUGUCCCACCGAGGGGAACAGUUUGGGCCCAGGAUCUGGUGCAGUAUUGUUGUGGAUCCCUCCCCAGCUACUGACUACCUAGAAAGCAAUUGGAAGGAUUCAGAAUCCUGUCAGAAGGAUAAAGCUUCUAGCACCAAACAGGAUGCUUCCUUGAAGACAGAAGCAGGUGCACAAGUGAGAGGUGAAAUAAUGGAGCAGGCUGAAAUACCUCUGACAACUAUUCCUUUAAAGAUCAAAAAUCUGCCAAGUGAGAGAGAAUUUUAUAUCCCAUCUGUUGAUCUUCUCACUGCACAGGAUUUGCUGUCCUUUGAGCUGUUGGACAUUAAUAUUGUGCAGGAAUUGGAGCGGGUGCCACACAAUACUCCUGUUGACAUGACUCCAUGUAUGUCCCCGUUGCCACAUGAUAGCCCCUUGCUGGAGAAACCUGGCUUAGGUCAGAUAGAGGAGGAGAAUGAGGGGAGCGGAUUUAAACCAGUACCUGGAGUGAUGGAAGCCUGCUCUCCUGAAGAUACUUUCACAGUAAAAGUGAAAGCUGAACAUCCAUUGAACCAGGAGGAAGGGGAGGAAGAUAUGAGUGGGACUCAGUUUGUCUGUGAAACUGUAAUUCGCUCUCUAACCCUGGAUGCUGCACCUGACCAUAAGCCCCCACAAAAGAAGAAAGUCCUCCAGAACUCUUCACUAACAUUGCAAGACACUUCCAGUUGCAAUGUGAUAAAUGAAGAAUCUCCUAGGAUAAAAACUAAUUCUACUUCCAGAAAGGAAACAAAGAUUCAUCAGUCAGAGGCAGUGACAGAAGAUGGCUGUGGGGACCUUGCACUGUCUGAGAGAGCAAACCCCUGUAGUGAUACCAGCAAUUAUGAUGAAGAGGAAGAUGAUGAUAAAGAUGAUGUUCAAAGUCAAGGCUCCUCUGCUUCAUCGGAGGAUUACAUCAUUAUUCUCCCUGAGUGCUUUGACACCAGUCGUCCUUUAGGGGAGUCUAUGUAUAGUUCUGCUCUUUCUCAGCCCGGUUUGGAAAAGACAGGAGAACCUGAAACAGGAGCAGAGAAUCCAGAAGGGGGGAGCCAGCCACAGAUCCACAGUUGCGGUGAUAUUUUGACAACCUCACAAACCCUGGCUGUAGUACCGCUGGCCCCAGAGAUGGCAGACACCUUACCCCAGACACAAAGGAAUCUUGCAUCUCUUCAGAAUCAUAUCUUUCAAGAACCAAAUGUAACAGCUUCAGAGAAUCUCUCUUCUGCUCCUCAUAAUCAAAUAAGAGAAGAGCCCAGUGGUGAAGACAGUGAUGGACCAGGAUCUUCUGGAUUUCUAACUAGUAAACAGAAGUGCUCAGAAUACCCAAGAUACUCUCAAGGAAGCAGCAUUGCAGGAGAAUUAGUGAAAGGAGCUUUGUCAGUUGCUGCUUCUGCCUACAAAGCAUUAUUUGCUGGACCACCCGUUACAGAGCAGGUAAAUCCUGCAGCUACAGAAGAGCACACAGCAACUCUUCUAUCCAGUCUGUGUGAGAUGGGAUUCUGUGACAGGCAGUUAAACCUGCGUCUGCUGAAGAAACACAACAAUAAUAUGGUUCAGGUGGUAACUGAAUUGCUUCAGAUCAGUAACAGCGACUGGUACAGCAGCAGGUGCUGA
Molecule: messenger RNA, 2910 nt
Organism: Pterocles gutturalis (yellow-throated sandgrouse)
Lineage: Eukaryota; Metazoa; Chordata; Aves; Pterocliformes; Pteroclidae
Gene: NBR1
Product: neighbor of BRCA1 gene 1
Exons: 20
Coding region: 130-2910 (926 amino acids)
Biological process (GO): macroautophagy
Cellular component (GO): phagophore assembly site
Molecular function (GO): zinc ion binding; ubiquitin binding
Source: RefSeq, a predicted model, not a curated record